AUGGAUUACAUCCAACCUCAACAACUUUACUCUCGCAUAUUGGACAACGUGCCUUGGAAGUCCGCAGAUCCAUCGGUGAAAGGGGAUCCGCGGAAAAGUGUGAAGUGGAUUGAUGGCCUCCGAGGAAUCGCAUCUUUCUUAGUUGUCCUAACACACCUUGCCCGAGCUUGGGAUUACGACCUUUUCGCUCCUCGCGACGAUGUGGACACCCCUCCUCGAAUCCUGCAGUGGCCCGUCUUCCGUAUUCCUUGGCAAGGCCGUUUGGGCGUCACGAUUUUUGCUUUCUUAACUGGCUAUGUCUGCGCUCUCAAGCCACUGAAGCAGUCUCGUAAUGGAGACAUCCUCGGAUCUUUUACAUCGGUGGCCAAGAGUGCCUUCCGUCGACCCCCGCGUCUUAUAUUCCCCGCCACUAUCGCGUUGAUCAUCUCGUGGAUCAUGGCUCAAUUUGGCGCAUUUGUCGUGGCUAAUCGUUCAGAUUGUUGGUGGUGCCGAUACGCCGCCGUCGACUUGGCGCCUACGUUCUGGGACGAGUUCGUUCGCCUAUUCAAGACCUUCCUGGAGGUUUGGACCACGGGAUACAUGGCAUACGAUGAUCACCAGUGGGCUUUGCUCCCACUGCUCCAGGCGUCCAUGCUGAUCUACGUACUCAUCUGUGCUACUAUGUUCGUGAAAUUCCGCUUUCGUCUAGUUGUCUACCUGGGAAUGUACCUUUACUUCCACCAGGACGCAGCAAAGAAUACCGAAACCUUCCAGAUGCAAGCAAUUUACGGCAUGUUCCUCAGUGACCUCUCGUAUGAGAAGGGGUUCAAGGAAUUCGUUGAGCGCCACAGCUGGGGCCGCAAGAUCGUUGCACUUACCCUGCUCUCUAUCGGACUCUUCGUCUGUUCAUACCCCGGAGAACACCCCGAGUGGGCUACAUGGUCAAAUUACAUGUACCAAGCUGCCGCCUACAUUUUCCCGCCAGAGGUCAAUAUCGGCAAGCGCUAUUCCGCUCUCGGAGUCGACCUCAUUAUCUUCGCGAUCUAUAUCUCCCCUUCGACCAAAGAAUUCCUAUCCAGCAGCCUCCUUCUCUGGCUUGGAAAGCAAAGUUUUGCCGUUUACCUGGUGCAUGGCACCCUCCUCCGUACCGUGCUGUGCUGGAUGCUUUACGGAAUUACCGGGCAGCCUUGGGAUGGUGAUAUUGUCGACGACAACGGUAACCCCAUUUACGGCGAUGAUGGCGAGCCCCUCCACCCUCACUGGAUCCCUCUCCGCGCACCCUGGGUUGUCGCGAUCAGCAUUCCGGUCUGGAUUGCGCUGGUUUACUUCAUCGCAUCCAUGUGGACCAAAUAUGUUGACCCAUUCUGCGCAAGAAUGGCCCAAAAGUUGGAGAAGUUCGUAUUUGAAGAGGAUGAGCAAGCUGCACCGCAGCUGCCCAUGACCAGCAUCCCUAUGGCGACUGUAUAA
This is a messenger RNA of Penicillium soppii, 1446 nucleotides long. Its product is annotated as acyltransferase family protein. Gene Ontology annotation, biological process: polysaccharide biosynthetic process. The record is from RefSeq and is a predicted model, not a curated record. Gene Ontology annotation, molecular function: acyltransferase activity, transferring groups other than amino-acyl groups. Gene Ontology annotation, cellular component: membrane. The transcript is spliced from 3 exons. The coding region runs from base 1 to 1446 and encodes 481 amino acids. NCBI's taxonomy places the organism in Eukaryota, Fungi, Ascomycota, Eurotiomycetes, Eurotiales, Aspergillaceae.